Molecule: messenger RNA, 1086 nt
Organism: Thecamonas trahens ATCC 50062
Lineage: Eukaryota; Apusomonadida; Apusomonadidae
Product: high-affinity cGMP-specific 3',5'-cyclic phosphodiesterase 9A
Exons: 1
Coding region: 22-1032 (336 amino acids)
Biological process (GO): cGMP catabolic process
Molecular function (GO): 3',5'-cyclic-GMP phosphodiesterase activity
Source: RefSeq, a predicted model, not a curated record
CUGGCUGGCUUGCGAUGGGCGAUGGACGCGGACAUGGGAGGGGGGGCAGAAGGUGGAGAUCCUCGGGCGUUUCUGACGGAGGAGGUCAAGGAUGCUGCUGGGAGGGUGGAUUUUGACAUGUUUGCGUACAGCAAGGAGCAGCUGGUGUACGUGGUAGAGUACAUGUUCCACUCGCUCGGAUUUGUGGACGCGUUUGGCCUCGACGAGGAGGUGAUUGUGGCGUUUCUGCACGCGCUUCGCGAGUCGUACAACAAUGUGCCGUUCCACAACUUUUACCACUGCUUCUGUGUGACGCAGAUGGCGUACUGCGUUUUCGUGGCCGCGGCGGGCGAGGACGAGAGUGUGUUCCUGAACGUGUUUGAGAAGUUUGUGGUCUUUGUCUCGGCGCUGUGCCACGACGUCGACCAUCCGGGCUUCUCCAACUCGUACCAGAUCAACGCACAGACACCGCUGGCGAUGGUGUACAACGACAUGUCGUGCCUCGAGAACCACCACUGCUCACAGGCGUUUGCCCUGUUCAAGCAGCCGGGCUGCAACCUGCUCGCACCGUUCUCGCGCGAGCAGUACAAGGAGCUGCGGCGGCUGAUGGUCAAGCUCAUCCUCGUCACUGACCUCGCCAACCACUCGGCGGCCAAGGCCAAGUUUGACGCUGCUGUCGCCGACGGUACGCUCGACCUGACGGCUCGUGCCUCGCGCGACAUGCUCUGCCAGGUCGUCAUCAUGGCAUGUGACAUCUCCAACGAGGUCCGCCCCUUUGCCAUCGCCCGUCCCUGGGCCGACCGCAUCACCGCCGAGUGGGGCAACCAAGUGGCGGUCGAGAAGGCGCUCGGCCUGCCGUUCCUUCCGUUUAUGGACGCCGAGACCGUCGUCGUGCCAAAGUCGCAAAUCGGGUUCAUCAACGACAUCCUCCAUCCCAUCUGGACCUCGCUCAUGGCCGUCGUCGAGCCAGUCCGCGCCUUUGAGGCCAACAUCCUCGCCAACCGCGAGGCGUAUGCUGUCGAGCUGGCCUCGCUCACGCCCGCACAAAAGUAAGGCCUGGCCCUGCCUCUGCCGCUCGUUUGUUUGAGAUAAAGCUGAGUCUGCCUU